This is a messenger RNA of Pyrenophora tritici-repentis Pt-1C-BFP, 786 nucleotides long. RefSeq lists its product as uncharacterized. Lineage: Eukaryota; Fungi; Ascomycota; Dothideomycetes; Pleosporales; Pleosporaceae. The record is from RefSeq and is a predicted model, not a curated record.
AUGGCAACACAACCACAGCAGUUUUGGAGUGAAGCAGAUAGGCGCUGGCUCAGAACUCAGAUUGACGCGCAGUAUCGGCGUUUUCACGAAUAUUAUGACACAGAGCAACGGCAAUGGGUAUUUUUCAGAUGGGUAGAGCGCGCGGACUCUCCUUCAGCGCAGCAAGCCGGACCAGCGGGCUACCCUAGGGGUGAAGGCCCAAGGGUGGAGGGGACUUACAAUCUUCUGAAUCCGGUACCAAACAGUAAUUACGAGAGAUUGGACACAUCGUACUAUGUCAGACACAGGGACUUUUUCCAGCCAGGCAAGGUACUGUGGCUAGAGCUCAUGAUUUCUACGCGCGAAGCUAAUCAAAUGGAGAGAGACGCCAUCACAGUCGUAAUGUUUGGAGAGAUGGCGCAUACACAGAUCCGUCGGUUCAUCGUCGUCCAUCAGAAGCGCGAAUUUUGCUACGCCCUACCCAUUUUCACGUAUGGAAAACAAGGCACAAGGAAACCUGGUGUUGUGCCCAGUGAGCAUGCGAUUGCGCACUCGUACGGCUAUCAAGCUACUCUACUCCCAGGCGAAGCAGAACUUGAAAAAGAUCCUAUUUGUAUUGUAUCACCUGAUGGUGCCCCUUUAUCGACCGCUUCCCGGAUCUACUUUGGAAUUCACCAUCCGAUCCAGUACAAUGUCAAAGUGAAAGACCUAGGGUACGUUGUACCUGCUGACGUCUCCAAAUUCACCCAGUACUGGGCCAUGGAAAAUGGAACCCUCACCAAUCAGGGACCGGAAGCUGGACAGUAA